UUGUGUAGAUAAGCAUGUCUUCAUGAGCCUUCAGUUCAGUCAAUGUGGCACAGUCAAUGAAGAAUUUAAUUUGCUUCAAAUUAAAGUAUGGUCAAGUUUAUUAGUGAUCUAACACAUCCUUAGCUAGCUGAUUGUGUAUGUGCUAAUCAAAACAGUGAGAUUCUGGAAUAAGAUGGCUGCUUGCUUGCUGCAAAUCUGAAAACUAGUAAUGAUUACAAGGUGCCUUUGAAGGAUUGCUUAAUCAAGCAAGCUUCUCUAAUUUUCCCUUUAAACUUUGGUGACUAGGUUAAGAGUAAGUAUAUAUACUAUCUUUUCUUAAUCUGUCAUUAUACAUGCCUUUCUGCCUAAUCAGUGUGUAGUUGUGUGCACAGAGCUACUUAACCUCAAGCUUCACUUUUUUUUGCAGUGUGCAUAUGUGUAGUUCAUCAGGUGCCAGUAGUAAAUGGUACUUGAAAAGCCUUCUUCUUUUUUAACUUUUACACCACCAAAGUUACCAUCUUUCUGGUAGUUAGGUGAUCAUGCAUUAUAUUUACUGGUAACUUUGGACAUAUGCACCUGAUUAGUUUACUAAAAGGAAUAAUUAGUGCAUCCUAAGCUAGCAUGAAGGCCCUGGUGAUAACAUUUCUUAGCAAAAGCAGCUCUGCAAUUGGCUCUUCCUUUCUGAGGGGGAAAAAAGCAGGGGUGGCUCCUUAUAUAACCUUGGUACAUGGUUUCAUGUGGGCAAGUGGUGUUUGCCCUUUGGACCUCAGCAAGAGCACUUGCAUAUAUGAGGAGCUCUUGAGCCAUUUUUCUUCUUGCUCCAUUUCUUGCUUGGUUGAUUUGGUUCUUGUCUGGUCAUCCUCACAGGAAAGAUAUAAACGGUGAUCAACUGAAGAAUCAUAUGGAGCUUUACCCGGGAUACCUUGAAGACCAUUUCAACAUCCACAAACUUAGGUAAGAAUUUCUUAAUUGGUGUUCCAUUUAUUAUUAUUUCUCUGUUCUAAAAAAAACCCAUUGUUCCAUUUGAAUUUACACAAAAGAAAUUAAGGUGAUUCUGUAAAACCUUAGGCAUGGCAAACAGAGUGGAAUUAGCUUAAUAAUCUGAUGCCUAAUAUAUAUACACUAGAGUAAAAUGCACCAGCGGUUCUUAAACUUGUCAGCAGGUUUCGCUUAGGUCCACAAACUUGCAAAGCGCAUAUCGAGGUCCCUAAACUUAGUUUAUUGUAUUAUCCCGGUCCAAAGCCGCGUUUGACCGUGGUCUUGCCUACGUGGCACACCACGUGGACGAUGACAUGGAUUUUUAUUUUAUUUUUUCUCCCUUCUUCCUUCUUUUUUUCUCUUUCUUCCUUGUCGAAAAGAUGAAAAUGCCUCAUACACAUCAUCGUCCAUGUCAUCGUCUUUUCAUAAAAGAGAAAAGAGAAGGAAGAAGAGAGAAAAAAUAAAAAAAAACCAUGUCAUCGUUCACGUGGCGUGCCACGUAGGCAAGACUACGGUCAAACGCGACUUUGGACCGGGAUGAUACAAUAAACCAAGUUUAGGGGACCUCGAUGUGCGCUUUAUAAGUUCGUGGACCUAAGUGAAACCUGCUGACAAGUUUAAGAACCGCCGGUGCAUUUUACUCUAUACACUAAAUUAUAGAGUUGGUGCUAAUAGUUCUUUAGCAGAUCAAGUGGACUAUUUACAAAAACAACAAAGUGAGGUCAGGUCCACCACAGUAUUGGGGCUGUGCCCUUCUUUUGGAAUCUUCAUCUAGUGGUACAACAUGGCUACAUGGGAGUCCAUAGAGAGGGAGAUUUUUUUCGACAUGUGUACGUGUAUGCUCGUCCUUGGAGAUUCACCUUACCUUUGAAAUCUACACUUUGAAAAAUUGAUUGAACUAAAAACAAAGACCCAUUCGUGGAGGUCUAAAUAGUUGAUUCGCCCUAAUAUUGAAGGUCUUCUAGGUCGUCAACUUCUUUCAAAAUCCAUAAUCUCCCACAAAACAGAUAGCGCGGCACCUAAUAUCUUAUAACAAAACAGUUAAACCAAGGUGAACACUUGAUUACUUUAAGAGACUAAAAGUAGGAGUCAACACUCAACUUGCAUGACAAUUACUUCUGAACAACACAUCAACUAUUACGUUAAAAUAGAGAUGAUGAUAAAUCAAGGGAUAUAGUUUCCUCCAAUAAAAUGUCGAACUACAUUCCUAUCAUCGUCACAGUCAGGAAUAUGGAUAUACUUUCCAGUGAAAAUGAUGAGGAUGCCCUCGAAUACCAUCGCACGGCUGAAAUUUUAUGAUAGAUAAUACAUGAUCCCUCAUCAAGAUAAUUAAGCAUAAAAUCCUAUGGCUCUAGAUUAUUGGAGUGGUACUAGAUAUGCAUGUGGUUUCACAAACUACAAAUCUAUAAGCUAGAAUAGAGGUUCAUUUUGACCAGAAUAGUGCAGAAAGCACUAGGAGUGGCUGCAAAGGAGAUCCUGAUUCCCUGGUGCCCUGGUGGCAUGUUGUGGGGUCCACCCCCCACAAAUAGUCAGAUUCCAAGUGCCGCUAGUUAAUUUGCUGACGACGCACUGACGGCUCAAACGUUGUGAGAGACGCAUCAUCGCCAACUAACUCAGAGCUAACUAAUCAAAGUUGGUCCCAACCAUUAAAAAAAGAGAGAAAAAGAUUUUUCCUAUCUUUACUACUCCAUGACAAUUAUAUAUGUUGCCGUCCUUUCUGACAAAAGGGCUAGGUUUAUGACUUUGGAAGCAUGCAAUUCGUGUGAAAAAGUUUAUAUUUCCACUUUCUAGUAAGUUAUAUUAGAAGUUGUUUUGGAGUGUAUGAAUUUUGAAUUAGACCAAUAUCAUGUCAAUCAUAACCUAUGUGAGAUAUCCACGUUCCGAACAACCAGUUAGUGUGAAAGAAAGUACUUUGUUUGAACCGGUUUAAUUAUGAAUAAAUUACUCGGUUGACAUAUUUUAAUCUUGAGUGUGGACCAAGGGAGAAAUUAAAACAAAGACCAUAUAUAUUUGAAAUAGAAACACAUAUAAAUUUAUUUUAUUUAUAAAUAAAUCAUGACAAUAAGCAUGUAAACUAACAUAAUCAACUCAACUGAUCUAAACAUGAACACAUUAAACAUGCGAAACAUGAGUGAGACAUACCAACAGUCCUGGUUCUAUUCAGGAAGAGGAUUGUCUUGACGGGGAGUAACACGCACCGCAUGUGCAAUGUGUGCCUGGUGUUGGUGUCGAUGCGCAAUACCCGAACGUAGAGAAAGAUGAGUUAUUGGGAAAGACUAGCGAUUACUCGCCCAGGGCGCUUUCCAGAAAACUUAUCAGCGCCUUAUCCCAGUAAAGGACAUCGAAAGUGAAGGUUCUUUAUCCUACACAUAUGGUAAAAAAACCUUUAUCAUUUUCUUAAGAAUAAUUCUUCACAUGGGCUUUAGCCCACUCAGUAGUGUCAACAAUAUAUGUGUGACAACUAAUAAUUAACCAAACAACCACCCCAAAUGAAGCGCUUAUUCAAAACACCAUGUAAAAUUCCUUGCUACAUGUUUAAGAAAACAUUUAAAUACCAAUAGCAAUAACGAUGGACGAGAAUCAUAUGCGCAUACAUUUGCUGUGAGAAAAACUGCCAUAAAAUUACAAUUUAUAAAUAUAUUACAAUUAAAAUAAAUAGUGAACAAAGUUAUGCUCUAAUGAUUAUGCCCAUAUUAAAAAGACCUUUUUUAAGAUCGACUUAUUUUUACUGUUAGAAAUAUGAUAACUAGGCAUUUUAACCAUCGAAGGGAUGCCUAUUAUAUCUGGGCCCACCCGCACGGCCAACCGGCCAAGCCACAGUCAGUGAGCCAGCCAAUCGUACGGCCCCACUGUGCUGAUGCGGGGUGACGCCAGCAAUGACGACAUGGUCCCCGCUGCCGUCACUGUCUCUACUCCACAAGAUAAGCUAGUACUCCCUUCAUCGCUGGCGAUUAUACUUAUAUUUAUCAGCGGAAAUUUAAAUUUUCUAUCUUAGAUUUAAAGUUCAUUUUAAGUUUUUUUAUCGAAGUUUAUUUUUCAGCUUUUGUUUUUGGAUCACUAAGAACAAGUAUUUUAUUUACAAAUUACUUUUCUAUUGCAAAUAUGCCACGAAUAAACUAAACGAUGGGGUUGCUAGUAUUGAUACAUUGUAAUACUAUAUAUGAUCGUAGUAUUAUGACGUGUCAAUAUCUAGUAAAUUGUUUUUUUAGACGGAGGAAGUACUAUUCAACCUCUAAAAUAUGAUGACGUGUCGCCAUGAGAAGAAAAGCUUGAGUGCUUAGCUGCUGUUAUUUCACGGUGGCCUGUCACCCUCGGGAUGACGUGGAUGCCGCCACGUCGGAUCCCGCUUCUCCGUCGUUGUCUCGUCUCCUGCCGAUGAGAUCCACCGGCAAAACAUGUGACCUCGCAAUUGAAGACAAAAAUGGUGUUUUUGUUUUUGUUUUUUAGUGUUCCUUUGGAAAGCUAGGAUCUUACUCUACGUGAUGAAACCCAUGGAACUUCUUCUUUUGUUUACAUGGUACCGGUCUAAGUAACGGUUUUACGUGCAUGGAUUUACUUUCCUUUUUUUUCUUUUCGUUACAAAAAAAAUGCACGUACCAGUAACUAGUGCGUCUUUUUCAUUCCGUCAAAAUAUGUCUUCUUCUGAAUGGGAUUGUGCCGUAACAUUGAUUUAUCAAUUUAUAAUGAGUUCAAUAGGUAUUUUUCUAACAUAUGAAUACGCUAUUCAACAUUAUUAUUGGAAAUAACAUCGCUACACGUAUUAUUUUUUUUUACAUAACUCUUAGAAAAGUCCUGACUGUUUGAUUUAAAUUAAUGGGAAUUAGAGAAAAUUAAUGUGCUCAUAACAUCACAGUACUAGUAAGAGUUUAGAAUGUAUAUCCUUUUCCUAUGAGCACACAAUCCAAAAUAGGUUGCACAUGAUAUACCUAAUGCCAAUGGAGUAUAUACCAUUGAACCAAAUUUUGGUGUACGCAUAAAAGUCUCUAUUACUUUUGAUAAUGAUAGCCACUAAAGCAAUACUCCCAUGUCUUAAAUUAUACUUCUUUCGUCUUAAAAUAAAUUUAAUUUUCACCCAUCCCACACAUUAAUACUACAGAACUAAAAAAAAUUAUAGCACUCCCACUUUAUUAAAUCCCAAUACAAUUAUUUAUUUCUUUAUACUCUAUACUUUCAUAAAUUCCGAUAGAAUGAUUACUUAAAAAUAAAUAUAUUUUGAGAUAGAUGUGAGAAGAAAAAAUGAGCUUAUUAUAUGAACGGAGUAACUACUUAUAAUUAUAAAUCGAAACAUGUAUAUGUACGGAUUUGUAUGCAAGAGCCAACCUAACUAAAAUCCUAAAUCCCCCUCUUGAUAGUCAGAGCAUUCACAAACAAAACUCAAACCCAUCACUAAAAUAACCUUAGUUUUAUUUUUUUUUCAAAAAAAAAAUUCACACAACUGAUGUACCUAACGGUUGACAGAGUUACCGUACCCCCCACAAACUGGAUCUACACGCAGCAACCGCCAUCUCACCUCGGCCCCACCCAUACUACCCACUCAUUGCCACGUGGGCGCCCGCCUCUGGGCCCACCCAAGCGCCCUGUGCCCCCAUGCGCCAGCGAGGCUUGCUGCGUCGUCUUCAGCCGUACUUUUAUACCUCCAAAAUCAUUUAUAGAAAUCAUUUAUAGGAGUACUCCUUCCAUGAUUCCAUAAAAAAAAAGACAAUAUAAUAUUAGAGGUGACAUUUUCUGAUACAACAAAUUUGGACAAGCUUUCAUCUAGAAUCAUUGUAAUAGGAAAUAUCACAUCCAUUACUAUAGAAUGCCUUUUUUCGAGACGGAGGGGGUAUAUUUUAAGAUGAAGAAAAUAUAUGAGAAGCAUUGAAAAAAUAUGCAAAAUAAGAUAAACUAUUAGUGCCUAAUUAAUUAAAUAUUAAUUAUUAUAAAUUUUAAAAAGAAUUAAUUUAACUUUUUAUAUUUUUUAAAAUACAUCAGUCAGCAGUUUGAGAUGCGUACUAGCGAAAAACGACGUUCUUUUUCUUCUCUUCAACUCUCAAACGCAGCCCCCACCACCGCUGACGCCAUCACGUCGUCAGUGAUAACGGCGACGGCGGAAGCGAACAAGGCGACACCCUUUCUGUGCCCCGUUUUGUCGUCUUUGGAAGCGACGCCGCCGUAGAGAGAGAAACUAGAGAGAGAGUGUAGUGUGUGAGUUGGUCCAGGCCAGCACGCAACAAAGCAAUCAAAUACUACUACGCGAUAUGAGAGAGAGGGAUGCGUCGUCGCCAUUAGCGGGGAGAGGAGCGGGAGAGAGCUCGUCGGGAUUAUUCCGAGCUCCAUAUCCAUUGAACCGAACCAGCUCUGAGUGAGAGAGAGAGAGAGAGAUCGGAGCUGUUGUUUCUUCUCGUUUCUUUGAUUGGUGGCGGUGUUGAAUUGAAUUGAAUUGAUCGAUCGAUUGUUUCUUGGUGUGGUGGUGGCGGCGACGGCGAGCAGCGCGCCAAGGUACAUGACCUCGGCGGCGCCGGCGGCCGCGCAGUUCGCUGCGCCGGCGCCGGCGGCGAUGGGGAUCUACGACCGCCGGCACCAUCCCCUCGCCGCCGGCGUCUGGGGAGACCACCCCUUCAUCCGCCCGGACACCACCGCCAGCACCAGCAACGCCGCCGCCGCCGCCAUGGUCGUCGCGCCGCCGCCGCUAACAGAGCCCAAGUUCGAGAGCCAGCUAGCUCUGCCUCUGCAGCAUGGAGACGAUCAAGACAACGCUGCAGCUCUGCAAGAAUCGCCGAGGCAUGCGUCGGACAGCUUCGAGCAGGAGGCGUCCAAGCCUCGAGACAAGAUCCAGAGGCGGCUCGCGCAGAACAGAGAAGCAGCUCGCAAGAGCCGGCUACGGAAAAAGGCUUACAUCCAGAACCUGGAGACGAGCCGGAUGAAGCUGGCGCAUCUGGAGCAGGAGAUCACCCGAGCAAGGCAACAGAGCGCGUACAUCAACCGCAGCAGCAACCCAGCCACCCUACCAGCGCCCAUCGAUUCAGGUGUGGUGACGUUCGAGGUGGAGUACGCGCAGUGGGUGGAGGAGCAGGGGAGGCAGACGGCGGAGCUGAGGGCGUCGCUGCAGGCGGCGGCGGAGGGGCCGGAGCUCCGGGCGGUGGUGGAGGCGGCGCUGGCGCACUACGACAGGCUGUUCGCGGCGAAGCGUGAGGCGGCGAGGCGCGACGUGUUCUUCGUGAUGUCCGGCGUGUGGCGCACCGGCGCCGAGCGGUUCUUCCUCUGGAUCGCCGGGUUCCGCCCCUCCGAGGUGAUCAGGGUGCUCGCGCCGCAGCUGGAGCCGAUGACGGAGCGGCAGGCCGCCGACGUGCAGGGGCUCCAGCAGAAGGCGCGCCACCUCGAGGACGCGCUGUCGCAGGGCAUGGACAAGCUGAAGCAGACGCUCGCCGACUCGCUGCUCGCCGAGGCCGUCGUCGUCUCCACCUCCUGCGACGCCUCGCCGCCGCCGCCGCCGCCGGAGGAGGAGGAGCCGUCGUCCUCCGCCGCCGGUGACGGCGGAUGCUACAUGGCGCAGAUGGGGAGCGCCAUGGGCAGGCUCAGCAACCUCGUCGCGUUCGUCGACCAUGCCGACCAUCUCCGGCAGGAGACGCUGCAGAACAUGUACAAGAUCCUGACGCUGCCGCAGGCGGCGCGCGGGCUCCUCGCGCUCGGCGACUACUGCCAGCGCCUCCGCGCGCUCAGCUCGCUCUGGGCGGCGCGCCCGCGCGAGCCGGCGUAAAGCGAGCUGAGCUCGCCGCCGGCAACGGCCAGCCUGAUCGAUCACCGGAGGAGGAGCAAGAUGUCGUCGCUGAGCUCGCCGGGGAAGACGACAUGGAGCUCAAGUGGCUCAGUUUGAGUUCUCUGCAUUUUCAUUUGCAAGGACAGGAAAGAAAUUAAACGGACGUGUUCACUUCAUCAUAGGAUAGCAGCAGCAGCAGUAGCUAGGAGGAGGAGGAGGAGGAGGAGAAUUUGAAUUUGAAUUUAAAAGACGUGUAAAUAUUUACUACAGUAAUUAACUUGCUUGGGUAGUUAUUUGCGUCGCUCAACUUGUAAUUGCUGCCAUUUCCAUGGAUAAAAAAAAUGUCAGGGAUGGUCAUAUGAAAAAUUGGGAGUGAUUCCAGGCGCCUGAAGUUUGAAAAAGAUUCAGUCAUUUUUUUAA
Molecule: messenger RNA, 8113 nt
Organism: Oryza sativa Japonica Group (Japanese rice)
Lineage: Eukaryota; Viridiplantae; Streptophyta; Magnoliopsida; Poales; Poaceae
Source: RefSeq, a predicted model, not a curated record